Fulvia fulva is the source of this 1086-nucleotide messenger RNA. RefSeq lists its product as uncharacterized. Lineage: Eukaryota; Fungi; Ascomycota; Dothideomycetes; Mycosphaerellales; Mycosphaerellaceae. The coding region runs from base 1 to 1086 and encodes 361 amino acids. The transcript has a single exon. The record is from RefSeq and is a predicted model, not a curated record.
AUGCCGCCUCAUAAGACCGCGCCCGGAACGGGCAAGCACAGACAGAUCCAUGGUGAUCUACACGAAGCGCUCACCAAGAUUGUCGGCAAGACGCUGUAUCUGCCAGAGCCAAUGCUUACUCGAGUGCACGUGUAUGCCACCUUCGCAAGAACUCUCUAUCAACAGCUUCGGAGCGAGGACAAUGAGGCGCUUGACACGAUCGGGUAUCAUGUGAUGGCGGCGUAUGAGUUGUUGGCCACUGCUGAGCUAGCGGAUGAAGAGGACGAGGACGUUGAGGAUGCUGUGGUCAAUGCGCUUCAGCCAUCUGCUCCGAAGAAGCGAGGUCGAGACAGCAAACAGACCAGGGCCGAGACGGUGGCAGCAUCACCGAAGAGUGGGCGAGGCCGCGCUAGGGCAGCUGGCACUGGGUCAGAGCACACGAAAAGUUACGAGGACAUUUUGGAGGUAUUCCCUAAAGACAAGCAACGCCAGCCGAAGAAAGCACCCAUCGUCAAUGAUGAAGAUGGACAAGCAGAAGGCGAUGCGCCCCUUUGGAAGGCACUCCUUAAACAGAAGCGACGAGACAGGUCCAAGCAAGUGCCUGCUUUGGAGGAAGAGGGCAAAAAUGAAGCAGGAGCUGGAGACGCUAUCGCUACAGUAUCUCAGCCCAAGCAGAAGAGCCGAAGCGGCUCGAAGCAAGCUCACCUUCCGCCAGUCCAGAACAAAACAGUAGAGGCGGACGAGGCUGAGGAUGAAGAUGAGGCGCCUCUUCUAGUACCUGCCAAGCCUCGUGGCCACGUGGAGUCUGCCUCAACUCCGCAGCAAACUCAGCAACCAGCGAAAUCGACUUCGACCACGCGUUCCUCGGGUAGGAACAAACGCAAGGCUAGCAAUGACAUCGAUGCGGACGCAGACGCGGCUCCUGCUGCGCCGAAGAGGUCGAAGCGGGUCCGCGGAGGUGAUCUCGCCAUCGAUGGCAAUCAAGGCAUGGGCGGGAAGCAGACUCGUGUUCCAGUCACGUUGUAUCAAGCCGCAAACCAGAAGUGGUAUGAGGUUCCUGGAGCUACUGAAUGGCCUGGUUGGGCUAUCGCGGAGACAACCGCUUAG